AUGGCUCUCACUUCCAACUCUACUGUCAAACGAGAUUUAACCGAAGAAUUGCGAGAUGAAUUCUACUCGAGUACAUAUCGUAAAGUUUUUGUUCCAACAAAAAUUCCUCUCUAUCAUCGUAAAAGAGUUUGCAACAUUUUAUUCUCGAUCCAAGAAGGAUCCGGAUUCAAAAAGAAAACUUCACGAUUUGAUGUUUCAUUUAACGGAGGAAUGAAUCAGACCUAUCCUGUCACUGAAAAUAAACAAAUGUCAAGUCGAAAUUUAGAAGAAGUUCAAUGGAUUCCAAAAUUUGGACAACAAUUAAUUAGAUUUCAAAAUAUAUUAAAUUUGGAACAUGGAGCUCAAGUGAAAAUUCUAUUUUUCACUCCGAAUGAACAAACAAAUAGUGGAGAAGUGCAAUUAGGAAGAGUCUUGAUUGAUUUAUUUGAUAAAAAUGUAUUUAAUGAAGUGACGACAAAAACAAAUGGUGACACCAUGGAAACACGUGCUUCGUAUGAUGUGUUGGAUUAUGAAAAUAAGGUCGUUGGAAGAGUGAGUGUUUACAUUCAAGCAGAAAAUUUAAUUCAAAAGAAGUAA
Naegleria lovaniensis is the source of this 576-nucleotide messenger RNA. RefSeq lists its product as uncharacterized. The transcript has a single exon. Bases 1 to 576 code for a protein of 191 amino acids. Lineage: Eukaryota; Heterolobosea; Eutetramitea; Acrasida; Naegleriidae. The record is from RefSeq and is a predicted model, not a curated record.